Molecule: messenger RNA, 651 nt
Organism: Anopheles marshallii
Lineage: Eukaryota; Metazoa; Arthropoda; Insecta; Diptera; Culicidae
Product: peptidyl-prolyl cis-trans isomerase-like
Exons: 2
Coding region: 1-651 (216 amino acids)
Biological process (GO): protein folding; protein peptidyl-prolyl isomerization
Cellular component (GO): intracellular membrane-bounded organelle
Molecular function (GO): peptidyl-prolyl cis-trans isomerase activity
Source: RefSeq, a predicted model, not a curated record
AUGUUGCUCACUCGUGCUUUAACCGCCAUCGUCUCCACGAAGAGCUGCUGCAGCAAUCAAGCGUUCUUACUCGGUGUCGCCUCGAAGUGGUCUUCUUCUGCUAUCAAUAAUAGUAGUGUGCGAGUUCUGCCGCAAACGCGUACCUUUGCUAAGAAAAUGAGUCUGCCGCGUUGCUUUUUCGACAUGACCGUGGAUAACCAGCCGCUCGGCCGUAUCCUGAUCGAGCUGCGUCCCGAUGUUGUACCGAAGACGUGUGAAAACUUCCGCGCACUCUGCACAGGGGAGAAGGGAUUCGGCUACAAGGGUUCGAUCUUUCACCGUGUGAUUCCAAACUUCAUGUGUCAGGGCGGUGACUUCCAGAACCACAACGGUACCGGCGGCAAGUCUAUCUACGGCAACAAGUUCGAGGACGAGAACUUUAUCCUGAAGCACACCGGUCCGGGUAUCCUGUCGAUGGCGAACGCCGGCCCGAACACGAACGGUUCGCAGUUUUUCAUCACCACCGUGAAGACGGCCUGGUUGAACGAUCGUCACGUAGUGUUCGGCAGCGUGGUCGACGGCAUGGACGUGGUGCGAAAGAUCGAGUCCUUCGGCUGCCAUUCGGGCAAACCGUCGAAGCAGAUCGUGGUAGCAAACUGUGGCCAGCUGUAA